UGUUUUUAAAAUUAAGCUUCACUUAUUUUUUUUAUUUGCAGGUAACUUACAACUAUCACAUCAAACUUGACAAAUCUGGCAGCCCAGUUAAUUCUAAGUGUGAAUGUCCAGCAGGAAAGGGUCCCAACGCCACCUGCAAGCAUGUAGCUGCAGUGCUGUUGAUGGCUGAUGUUUUUUCUAAUACUGGAGAAAUUUCAAUACAGAAGUCAUGUACAGAAGGACUACAAACUUUUCAACAACCAAAGACAUAUUACAAUGGUGCUCCAGUGAAAAUUGAAAAAUUGGCUAAAAGAAAACCAACUGAAAUAUUAGAAGACCCAAGACCACAGAAAUACAGAAAUAUGGAAGGGUUUACAGACCAUGUCAGAAACACCAUGAUUAACUUCUGCUCUCAAUCUUCUCAAGACCUUACAUUGAGAUAUAUUUUUCCUGCAGCUGAUAUACAGACUGCCCAGCUUGAUCAUGCCUACCUGCCAUUACCAUUUGCUGAAUAUUGGGUCGAUAGAGCUUUACUGGUUACAGAACAACAGGCAAAAUUGGCUGAAAAGGAGUCAAGAGGACAAUCCAGCAAUAAGAAAUGGUUUUAUUUAAGACAGUGGAGGAUUACAGCAUCUAGAUUUGGAGAAAUUUCAAAAAUUACCACAAGGAGAAAUAUACAAAAAUUAUGUGAAUCAUUGUGUUCCCAAAAGUUCUUAAAGGUGAAGUCUGUAUUGCAUGGUAAAAUGUAUGAGCAGAAGGCAAUAACACAGUUUGAAAAAAAGUUUCAAAUGAAAUGUCAACCAUGUGGACUGUUUAUAUCUGCUGACAAACCAUUUCUUGGAGCUUCCCCGGACGCUUUAAUUGGAGAUGAUUGUGUUGUGGAGGUGAAGUGUCCAUAUACAGGACGAGAUGAGAGCAUUGUUCCAGGUGUUAAUUUUUCUUUCUUGGAAUAUGACAAAGAUAACAAUAUAACAUUAAAAAAAUCAUCAAACUAUUAUGACCAAAUUCAGGGUCAACUAUUUUUAUCAAAUAGAGAACAUUGUUAUUUUAUUGUGUACACAUUCAAAGACCUCUUUGUUGAGAAAAUUGGAAUUAAUCAUGACUACUGUGUUGGUUGUCUGCUGCCAAAGUUGGAAUUGUUUUACUCCAAACACUUUAGGCCAUAUAUUGCCUCAAUACUAUAAAAAAAUUAAUAAAAUUAUUGAGACUUUA
Messenger RNA from Mytilus trossulus (common blue mussel), 1191 nucleotides. RefSeq lists its product as uncharacterized. The transcript is spliced from 4 exons. The record is from RefSeq and is a predicted model, not a curated record. NCBI's taxonomy places the organism in Eukaryota, Metazoa, Mollusca, Bivalvia, Mytilida, Mytilidae. The coding region runs from base 162 to 1163 and encodes 333 amino acids.